GAGGAUUUAUAACUAUUUAAAUCAGUCUGUCCUGACUCAGAUCAACAGUCUCCAGUCUACCAACUGGUCUCUGUAAUAACUAUUUAAAUCAGUCUGUCCUGACUCAGCUCAUCAGUCUCCAGUCUACCAACUGGUCUCUGUAACUUCAUCUUUGUCUCUGUGGUGUACAGUCUUCAGGUGAUGAUGGGGGUAUUGAAUCAUCUCUCUACUCUCCUCCUCCUCUCUCUCCUUCCUCCUGCUCUCUCUCAUGUAGUGCUUAAGUUCAGUGAUGUUUCAGACUGUGAGACGUUCUUCCUGGAUGGGACAACUCCAAAUCUCCCAGGUAUUUUUGUUGGUGGGAUGGUCCACAACCAGGGCCAGAACCAGAACCGCUACAAGCUGAUUUGCCAGAAGUACAACAACAUUUACAGGUUUGCAACUCUCUACGACACGACCAACAGGAUCCCUGUGUUCUCAGCCUACACCUUCUCUGGUAAGGUAGUUGGUAGACCAAAACAGUCCUGGAUGAUCGAGCCCCAGCUUGAAAAUAUAAAUGACCAACGUGACAUGAAGGUGGAUAAUAAAGCUGUCACAAACCAGGCUGUGGACACAGACUACAAAAAGAACAACCUGGAUCUGGACAGAGGUCACCUGUUCCCAUGUUCGUACGCACCUGAUGAUGAUGCCAAGAGGUCCACUUUCACCCUGACAAACGCCGUUCCCCAGAAACGUUCCUUCAACCAACGCAGCUGGGCGAAAAUGGAGUGCAAAGUUAGAAAGGCUCUUGAGGUUCACUGUAAGGAUAACAACAACAAGAUAAAAGCCUAUGUGGUGACUGGAGCCGUGCCCAGCAGCAACAAACUGAACGACAGAGUGAACAUCCCAGAUCUCAUGUGGACAGCCUUCUGCUGUUUCGACAACAAGCUGAAAGAUUGGGUGACCCAAGCACACUGGGGUGAGAACCAAAAUGAGGACAAGGGGAAAACAUUGACACCGGUAACCUUGGGAGCACUCGAAGACAAGUUGAACCAAAUCUACAGUGUCGGAGUCAAGGUGUUUGACAAUAAAUGUCUAAGAGACGUUGUAUUAAAGGACGAGACAGGGAGGAACUUAGAGGCUGUAGAAGAGGUUGAGCCGGGGAAAAAGAGGGUCAGGGAAGGGAGUGGAGAGGGGAACAUAAAGAUGGCGAGAGCAUCAGGGGAGUUAAAGGAUUGUGAUGACGAGGAUGGAUGUGAUUGUGACUGUGAUUAAAAGUGAUGAGUUUUGUCCAGUGGUAAUUCCCACAACUAUUCAGUACACAUUCCCAAAGGUACAAGGGUUAUAAGGGUUUAAUGGUUAUAAGGGUUAAGUAAUAAGGGUUAUAAGGGUUAAGUUAUAAUGGCUAUAAGGGUUUAAUGGCUAUAAGGGUUUAAUGGCUAUUAGGGUUUAAUGGCUAUAAGGGUUUAAUGGUUAUAAGGGUUUAAUGGCUAUAAGGGUUUUAAUGGUUAUAAGGGUUUAAUGGCUAUAAGGGUUUAAUGGCUAUAAGGGUUAUAAGGGUUUAAUGGUAAUAAGGGUUUAAUGGCUAUAAGGGUUUAAUGGCUAUAAGGGUUUAAUGGCUAUAAGGGUUUAAUGGCUAUAAGGGUUUAAUGGCAAUAAGGUAUUAAUGGCUAUAAGGGUUUAAUGGCUAUAAGGGUUUUAAUGGUUAUAAGGGUUUAAUGGCUAUAAGGGUUAUAAGGGUUUAAUGGCUAUAAGGGUUUAAUGGCUAUAAGGGUUAUAAGGGUUAAGUUAUAAUGGUUAUAAAGGUUUAAUGGCUAUAA
Molecule: messenger RNA, 1775 nt
Organism: Oncorhynchus masou masou (cherry salmon)
Lineage: Eukaryota; Metazoa; Chordata; Actinopteri; Salmoniformes; Salmonidae
Product: endonuclease domain-containing 1 protein-like
Exons: 2
Coding region: 181-1230 (349 amino acids)
Molecular function (GO): nucleic acid binding; metal ion binding; hydrolase activity
Source: RefSeq, a predicted model, not a curated record